AUGGCGCCUCCCACCGACCGAGAUAUCCUGCCCGACACCAUUAAACCUCUCAAUUAUGGCUUGUCUCUUUUCAACCUCGAGUUCGGAGGAUGUUGGAGCUAUGACGGGCUGGUCAAGAUUGAGUCGAAGGUCAAAGACGAAACCAAUGAGCUCGUGAUCAAUGCGAAAGAGCUGGACAUCAAAGGUGCAGAAGUUCUGAGCAAAGAUGGCGCAUCUCCUGUUACUUCAAUGGCCGAUGUUUCUUACGACAAGACCAACGAGCGAGCCACGAUCAAGUUUUCGAAUACGAUCCCCUCGGGAGAUGUCGUGAUUGCUAUCACAUACCAAGGUAUUAUGAAUAAUGCUAUGGCGGGCUUUUAUCGGUCGAAGUAUAAGCCGGCCAUUACUCCCGAUGCGAACACACCGACAGACGGCGAGUACCACUACAUGUUCAGCACACAGUUUGAGGCCUGUGAAGCGAGAAGAGCGUUCCCUUGUUUCGACGAGCCAAACCUGAAAGCAUCAUUUGAGUUCGAGGUGGAGAUUCCUGAAAGUCUUGUUGCUCUGAGCAACAUGCCAGUAAAAGGUGUGACCCCAGGGAAUAAAGACGGGCUCAAGAAAGUGGCAUUUGAGAAGACUCCGGCCAUGAGUACUUAUCUCGCUGCUUGGGCCAUUGGUGACUUCGAGUACGUUGAAGGGUUUACCGAUCGCAAGUACAAUGGCAAAAACAUACCCGUCAGGGUUUACACUACUCGCGGUCUGAAAGAUCAGGGCCUCUUUGCUUUGGAACAUGCCCACCAAACCCUAGAUUACUUCUCCGACGUCUUUGGAAUUGAGUAUCCUCUGCCCAAGUCUGAUCUAUUGGCUGUCCACGAGUUUGCCAUGGGCGCCAUGGAGAAUUGGGGAUUGGUUACUUAUCGAACGACGGCGGUGCUUUUCGACGAAGAAAAAUCGGAUGCUCGAUUCAAGAACCGAGUUGCCUACGUGGUGGCUCAUGAGUUGGCACAUCAGUGGUUCGGUAAUCUGGUCACUAUGGACUGGUGGAACGAGCUCUGGUUGAAUGAAGGAUUUGCCACCUGGGUUGGCUGGCUUGCCGUCGACCAUCUGCACCCCGAAUGGAAAGUGUGGAGUCAGUUUGUGGCUGAAGCUGUGCAAUCAGCUCUCGAGCUCGACUCGCUGCGCGCGUCUCAUCCCAUUGAAGUUCCGGUCCGCAAUGCUUUGGAGGUCGACCAGAUUUUCGAUCAUAUUUCUUACCUGAAGGGAAGCUCGGUUAUUAGAAUGUUGAGCAAUCACCUCGGUCAGGACAUAUUCUUGAAGGGCGUUGGUGACUAUCUCAAGAUUCAUGCGUAUGGCAACGCGCGAACGAAUGAUCUCUGGGCUGCUCUCAGUGCGGCAUCAGGUCAGGAUGUUCAGGCAUUUAUGGAGCCCUGGAUUCGCAAAAUCGGUUUCCCGGUGGUGACUGUUGCUGAGGAACCUGGCCAAAUAUCCGUCCGCCAAUCAAGAUUUUUGACCACAGGAGACGUCAAGCCAGAAGAAGACGAAACGAUCUGGUGGGUCCCUGUCGGGCUCAAAACCGGAACGCCCACAAAAGUGGUGCAUAGUGCUUUGACCAUGAAAGAAGAUACGGUGCGAGGUGUGGAUACUGGAUUCUACAAAAUCAACGCAGAUCAAAGUGGCUUCUAUCGCACAAGUUACCCACCUCCGCGUCUGAUGAAACUUGGUGAAGCGCAGCAGCGACUUUCGAUAGAAGACAAGAUCGGUCUGAUGGGUGACGCGACAGCCCUGGCAGUGGCAGGGAACGGUACUACAGCUGCUCUUUUAUCCCUCCUCGAAGGCUUUAAAGGCGAAGAAAGCUAUGUGGUGUGGUCGCAAAUUGCAAGUUCGUUGACCAAGGUCCGGGCUGUCUUCGCUACCGACAAGGAGAUCUCGGCAGCAUUGAAGAAAUUUACGCUGAAAUUGGUCUCACCCGCGGCGGAGGCGAUUGGUUGGGAGUUCCCAAAGGACGAAGAGUAUCUGACCGGUCAGUCCAGAAAGCUCCUCCUUGGUCUAGCAGCUGGAGCCGGUCAUGAAGGAAUCAUUGCCGAAGGGAAGAAGAAGUUUGCCGCUUGGAAGUCUGGCGAUGCCAGGGCCAUCCACCAGAAUCUGCGUGGAGUUAUUUUCAACCUGGCUGUGGCAAAUGGUGGUCAGGAAGAAUAUGAUACCGUGAAGGCCGAGUUCAAAAGGACAACCUCUGUUGAUGGCAAGGAAAUUUGCAUCUCCGCUCUGGGUCGAUCCAAAAACCCAGAUCACGCUUGGGACUUGCUGGUGUUUGUGACAUCCGAAGAUGUUCCUCCUCAGGAUGCACACGGUGGUAUCGUGGCGGUAUCAGCAAAUAAUGAAACUCGAGGCGUAGCCUGGGAGUUUACAAAGACGAAGUGGGAGCGUGUUUCGAAGAGACUUGCCGUGACCAAUGUGGUUAUUGACAGAUGGAUCAAGAUGGGUUUGCCCAAAUUUUCAGACACAGCGAUCAGAGAUGAUAUCACCGAAUUCUUCAAAGACAAAGACACCGGAGCAUUCAGUCGAAGCCUGGUGAUCGUUUCUGAUACCAUUACCGGCAAUGCCAACUACAAGCAGCGUGACGAGGCACAGUUGCUGGAAUGGCUGAAGACUCACGGAUAUGCCUGA
Molecule: messenger RNA, 2643 nt
Organism: Rhinocladiella mackenziei CBS 650.93
Lineage: Eukaryota; Fungi; Ascomycota; Eurotiomycetes; Chaetothyriales; Herpotrichiellaceae
Exons: 3
Coding region: 1-2643 (880 amino acids)
Biological process (GO): peptide catabolic process; proteolysis
Cellular component (GO): cytoplasm
Molecular function (GO): zinc ion binding; metalloaminopeptidase activity; peptide binding
Source: RefSeq, a predicted model, not a curated record